AUGGCAGUGGAACUUGUAGAAGCAGCCUUGAAAUCAAAACUAGACAGAUUUCCAUUGGUUUCUAUUAAUGAUGGCAAAAAGCUUUAUGACUUAGCGGAUCUGCUAACAGAAAUUGCUGCAAUUAAAGAGGAUCCUACCUAUGCAACUCUUUUGUCGUACUUCGACUCAUCCAGUGGAAUCCUACCUGUUGUGAAAAAGUUACCGAUGAACCUUCAAGAGAAGUGGAUUACAAGAGCUGCAGCCUAUAAGAGACACAGUGGACUACCACAUCCUCCAUUCAAGUUUUUUGUGGAAUUCAUCGUUGAAACAUUACACAUUGAUUAUGGCAGACCUCAAGGCGGGGAGCAAAAGGAGAAUUCAGAGACCAAGAAAACUGUCAACAACAAGUGCGCCCAGAUUUGCGGUGUUAUUCCUGGAGGUAAAUCAUGUUCCAAGACAAUUCUUGUCAAGGUGUAUGAUAGAGAAAAUCCAGACAAUUUUGUGCGAACAUAUGCCUUGAUUGACGACCAAAUUACAUCAUUGGAUGACAGUACAACUCAUCAAUUACCGCCUGUCAUAGAGUGUGACGCCGUUCCGGAUAAUCGUAAUGAGAUAGCAACACCUGAUAUAGCUAAACGAUUCCCACAUCUUGCAAACAUUGCUAGUCACAUUCCGGAGCUAGACCCUCAAGCAAAGAUACUGCUUCUUAUUGGACGGGAUUUGAUCAUAGCACAUCAUGUUCUCGAUCAGAGAAUCAGCCAUGAUGCUCCAUAUGCUCAGAAGUUGAGUCUAGGUUGGACAAUCAUAGGUGAGACAUGCUUGAACAAGGCUCAUUUACCUGCGACAAUAUCAGUUAACAAGGUAUACCUUCAUAAUGAUGGGAGACCUUCUAUCUUGUUGCUUUGUAACAGCUCACUCACAGUUAAGGCUCCUCCUGUUGACGAAGAUGAUAUGUCUUCCAUAUUUGAAAGAACACCAAAUGAUGAUAAGCCAGGACCUUCACAGGAAGAUAAUAUAUUCCUAGGAAUCAUGGUAAGUAAGUUCCAUCGCAACUCUUUAGGGGAAUGGACGGCUCCCCUGCCGUUUAAGCCUGGACGACCCAGACUUCCAAACAAUUAUUCUCAAGCUAUCAAGAGAGCCAGAUCUCUCGACACCAAUCUUAGGAAGAAUCCUACCAAAAUGGACCAUGCCCUAACCUUUAUGGAAGGGAUAUUGUCUAAAGGGCAUGCCGAAGUUGCCCCAUCUUUAGAAUCAGACGAUGAGUGUUGGUAUUUGCCAAUAUUUGCCAUUUACCAUCCAAAGAAGCCAAACAAAAUUAGAAUGGUCUUUGACUCUUCUGCCUCGUAUGAGGGAAUUUCGUUGAACUCGGUGCUGCUCUCAGGACCAGACUUAACCAAUAACCUACUCGGUGUGCUUCUUCGUUUUCGCAAGGAGAGAACUGCACUAAUGGCGGACAUUGAACAAAUGUUUUAUUGUUUCCGUGUGUCCAGAGAACAUCAAAAUUACUUGCGCUUCCUAUGGUACAGGAACAAUGACCCAUCGGAUAGACUUAUCGAAUAUAGAAUGACGGUGCAUGUUUUCGGUAACACGCCCUCGCCCUCUGUUGCGACAUAUGGCUUGAGACAAUCUGUUGCUGACCAUCCGGAUCCUGAAAUCAGAGAAAUAGUACAGAGAAACUUCUAUGUUGAUGAUUUGUUGGUGUCAAUGCCGCAUGAGAAGCAAACUGUUGAGCUCAUCAAGAAGACUCAGAAGGCAUUGAUGGAAGGCGGGAAGUUGAGAUUACACAAAGUAGCCUCCAAUUCUCAAGAAGUAAUGAGUGCAUUUGAAGAAGAAGUAAGAGCCAAGGACUUGGAGUGCAUUGACUUGAGACUAGAUGAGGCACCCUUACAGAAAAGUCUAGGACUUACUUGGGACUUACAGGCGGAUUCCUUUAAGGUAGAUGUGACUAUGGAGUCCAAACCCUUCACGAAACGUGGGAUGCUGUCCACGUUAAACAGUCUCUAUGAUCCCUUUGGAUUCAUCGGUCCUGUGACACUCAGAGGAAAAAUGCUGUUUCGUAAGGCCUUGGAUUUGUCAUCUGAUUGGGAUGAUCCUCUUACUGAGUUUGAGAAUGAAUGGAGAAAUUGGUGUGAUUCACUUCAAGAUUUAUCUCAUAUUAGUGUUCCUCGGUCUUACACGUCUUCAGGUUUGCAAAACUCUUCUAGAGUAGAAGUUCAUGUAUUUUGUGAUGCCUCCGAGUUGGCCAUCUCUGCGGUUGCCUAUCUAAAAGUACUGUACACGGAACAUGCAGAAACUGGAUUCUUGCUUGGAAAAUCGAAGUUGGCACCUACACAUGGACACACAGUUCCCCGACUGGAACUUUGUGCAGCUGUACUUGCAAGUGAAAUUGCUACCAUUGUGACAGACAACUUAGACCACAAAGUGGACCAUACUCAGUUCUAUUCCGACAGUCGCAUAGUGUUAGGUUACCUUUACAAUACUUCAAGAAGGUUUUAUACCUAUGUGUCUAACAGAGUACAGAAGAUACUUAAGGUUGCUCCAGCCAAUCAUUGGUCUUAUGUGCAGUCAGAAAAGAAUCCAGCAGAUAUUGGAUCAAGAUCAAUUGCUGCAAGAGAUCUCCAAGGAAGUAAGUGGAUUAAGGGACCUGACAGUCUCCUUAAGACUAAAGACUGCAAUGAAGUGUUUCCUUUAGUGGAUGCUGAGAAUGAUAGUAAUGUAAGACCACAACUAUCAAGCUUAAAGACUGUUACAAAGAAGCCAUUUGGAGUAGAACGAUUUGAUAGAUUUUCAACAUGGAACUCAUUGGUCAAUGCCUUGAGCGCACUGAGAUAUAGAAUAUUGAAGAAGCAUGGAGUUGAGAGUGAUAGAUUUUCCUCAAGUUUCCGUCGGUUUGCAGAAGUGUUCAUUGUUCGGACAAUUCAGCAGGAGACCUUUCAUCAGGAAAUAUCAUGUCUUCAAUCUGGAAGGACCAUUUCAAAGGACAGUUCUAUUAUCAACCUCGACCCUUACCUAGAUGAUGAUUCUAUUCUGCGAGUGGGUGGACGACUGCAAGCUGCUGACAUAGAACAUAACCUUAAGAACCCCUGCAUCAUCCCUCGUUCGCACAUAGGUAGACUCCUCAUUAGCCAUCAUCAUGACUUGGUACAUCAUCAGGGAAGGCACUAUACAGAAGGAGCAGUACGAAGUGCGGGUUACUGGAUUGUCGGUUGCAAGAAGCUAGUGUCCUCUGUCAUCUUUAACUGCGUUACAUGCCGCAAGUUGCGUGGACGAUUAGAACAACAGAAAAUGGCAGACCUGCCAUUUGUCCGAGUUAGACAGUCUCCACCAUUUACCUAUGUGGGUGUUGACAUGUUUGGUCACUGGGAGAUAGUGACCCGGAAGACGCGUGGAGGAAGUGCAAAUAGCAAGCGGUGGGCUAUAAUGUUCACAUGCCUCUCUUCCAGAGCUUCCCAUAUUGAAGUGGUGGAAGAUAUGUCGUCCUCGGCCUUUAUCAAUGCCCUUCGCCGAUUCAUAUCUAUUCGGGGAAAAGUUGCAGAGUUUAGUUCUGAUAGGGGCACAAACUUUGUCGGAAGCACGGAUGCAUUGGGUAUUGAUGCUGUGAAUGUAGAGGACCAACCCCUCAGGAAGUUCUUGAGCAAAAAUGGUUGCUGUUGGAUAUUUAACAUUCCAUACUCUUCCCAUAUGGGUGGUGUAUGGGAAAGAGUUAUUGGAUUUGCUAGACGAAUUUUAGAUGCCAUUCUCCUGAAGCAACCUAAGCGCCAACUUACCCAUGAUGUCCUUGUAACGUUGAUGGCAGAGGUUACAGCAAUACUCAACAACCGACCAUUGGUUCCUGUUUCCACUGACCCUAGCAAUCCAUUAAUACUUACCCCGAAUAUGCUGCUAACUCAGAAGACAGAAGCUGAUCUUCCACCGUUUCAUGAACUUGAUGUAAGAGACAUGUAUGUGUCUAGCUGGAAACAGGUACAAGUCCUUGCUCAGCAGUUUUGGAAGCGCUGGCACAAUGAGUAUCUCCAACUUCUCCAACAACGACGAAAGUGGACAGAUUCUAAGGACAAUCUACGGAUUGAUGAUCAAGGUCCGCAAGAUAGAAGUUCGCACAAGCAGAGGCGGACAGCGUGUCCAUUACGUACGACCAGUUACAGAAGUAGUUCUUUUAGUGCCACACCGUGA
Molecule: messenger RNA, 4152 nt
Organism: Magallana angulata
Lineage: Eukaryota; Metazoa; Mollusca; Bivalvia; Ostreida; Ostreidae
Exons: 4
Coding region: 1-4152 (1383 amino acids)
Biological process (GO): DNA integration
Molecular function (GO): nucleic acid binding
Source: RefSeq, a predicted model, not a curated record